This is a messenger RNA of Brassica rapa (field mustard), 4726 nucleotides long. Its product is annotated as sugar transport protein 8. Gene Ontology annotation, molecular function: monosaccharide transmembrane transporter activity. The record is from RefSeq and is a predicted model, not a curated record. Gene Ontology annotation, biological process: monosaccharide transmembrane transport. Gene Ontology annotation, cellular component: membrane. NCBI's taxonomy places the organism in Eukaryota, Viridiplantae, Streptophyta, Magnoliopsida, Brassicales, Brassicaceae.
AGUCGGUAAAUUAAUAAUUUCUAUAACUUAAUAAAUUUCGUCGGUUUCAAUUUGAACCGGCGUAAAAUAUGACACAAAUCGAUAAAAUAAUAAGAUAAUAAUAUUUUUAAAAUUUUCAUGUAAAUAUAUAGUUUCGUUAAAAUCAUAAAUUAAUAAUAUAUCUCUAUACAUAUCUCUUAUAUACUAAAGCACAAGUCAUAUUGCCAAUAAGAUUUUGACACAUGGUAUUAAUUUACAAAAACCUAAAAAAUAAUCGAUAAUUUUUUUUUCUUCAUCUCCUAUUUUUCUACAAUUCAAACUGUCUAUCCUAAUUUUUCUCAGAAUUUAAUCCCACGUUUUAGUCCACUUAUCUAUUACCAAACUGCUUUUUGUCAAACUGCUUUCUUUUCUAUAUAACUUGAAAUCAUCGUCAAGUUAUUAUCAAUAAAUUUUUAAUGCAUUUCCUUUGUGUUCAUUUUUUCAGAGUCUCACUUCACCGUACUUAGCCUACGUUGUAUGAGAACCCAAAUACCAAUUAUACUCUGGUGGUGUUCGAGACUAUAAAAGAAAUUAUCAGCAAAGAAGGUAAACAAAGUAUUUCUAAACUUCUUUUCUCUAUAAAUUGUUUUUCAUAGUUGGUUUUAUUUUUUGGUAUGAGUUUUCAUAUAUGUUCUUAUGACUUAUUUUUAGGAAAUCUCUAUUCCCUAUUUGUUACAGAUGGAGAAAACGUAUUUGAAACAAGAUAUUGUAAUCACUAAUAAGAAACAAACACAGAAAUGGAAAAAAAAGGAAUAAAAGAAGUAGCCACUAAAAAUAUAUAAGGGUUUUUGGAGUUUAGAAGAUGAUGAACGUGUUUGAGAAAAAGGUAAAGAAAAAUCUCAAAUGUGUUUUUUUGUAACAUCAGAAUAUGGAUAUUCUUUUUCAUAAUUGUUUCUUUCUGCUGGGUUUCUAAUAACUCUCAAACUAUCAACAAAGUAGGUAUAAAUUUUAAUAAUGUUUUGUUAUAGCUUAUAAUUAUAUCAUUGUUCUAUGAUCAAAAAUACAAAUUUAUGCUUUAUAUGGAAGAUUUAUCUACAUGAAAAAUACAAAGAAUAACGAAUGAAUCACAUAGAGUACUUUAAACUAUAAUUAUAUAUGUUGGUAUAUAUCUUAAAUUUUUAACAUAAAAUGUUCGCUAGCUAUAUAUAUAUAUAUUUCUCAAAAAUACAAGAUAUAUUGUUUUACCGUUUCCAAAAAAAUUUAGGGUGAAUGCAACCACCUCACAUGCCAUUCAUAUCUAUAUUUAUAUAGUAUUAAAUUAAAAUAUACAAUAGUUUAAUUUAUUAAUUAUAAAAUUACAAAUUUAUUAUUUAAUCAUUUGAAGUAUAAUUAUUUUGCUCCAUGCGUAGCAUGGGAAUAACACUAGUUUUAUAUAACUACAAACUAAACAUUAUAUUGUUGUUUUUAUAUUCACAAUGAAAAUACUUUUAUUUUUUAAUAUUUUAAUAUAUUUUAAUAAUAUUUAGUAAAAUUAUAUCGAAAACGACAUAAAAAUUCUAUGAAAACAUAAAAAUAUACACCAAAUAAGAUAAUAAAAUAAUAUGAAAGUUAAUUUUCUAAAAUUUAAAUAAUUUAUAUACGGUAAAAUCAAAUAUAUUUUUUUUUAUUUUGUUAAUAAAAAUAUUUAAAAAUAGAAAAAAAUCUAAAAAAUGAAACUUUUGUAAAUUAGUUACUCUAUAAAUUAAUAAAAUUUUAAAGUUCUAACAUUAUUAAUUUAUAGAGUUUCUACUGUACUAUGAUACUAACCUAGCAAACUGAAGCAACAAAUCCACGCUGAUUGUGCCUUUGGAUAAAACCAAAUCCAGACGUAAUAAACCAGUUGUAAUAAACCAGUUGUUAUAUAUAUAUAUAAUAUAUAUAUGGAUUAUGGGGUACCCUUAUAUGGUAACAAUAUAAAGUCUUACCUUAAACAGACACUCCGAAAGUGGAGAACUGACUUUAUGACAGCGAUGUGCUGACUGUAAGAAUCCCUCCCAAAGAGUCAAAACGGGAAUAUUUAUCCAAAUAUAUUGACCAAAUAUUCAAUUCUUGCACAAUGCCAUUUUCAGACACCAUCCGUAUCUUCUUUUUCUGUAUAAAUAUAUGAACUGCUCUUUGUCUCAUCAAUAAGCAAAGAUCUCUCUCUCUCCUUGUCUCUCCCUCCUUUUGAGAGAUCUAGAGGUUUAAACAAUGGCUGGUGGGUUUGUAGCGUUUAGUGGUGAUUCCCCGGCCUUUCAGGCGAAGAUGACUGUUUACGUCUUCAUCUGUGUCGUUAUCGCCGCUGUUGGUGGUUUGAUCUUUGGUUAUGAUAUUGGAAUCUCUGGUGGAGUAACGGCGAUGGACGAUUUCUUGAUGAAGUUUUUUCCAGCUGUGUACGAGAGGAAGAAGCAAGCGCACGAGGAUAACUACUGCAAGUACGACAACCAGUUCUUGCAGCUCUUCACCUCCUCUCUUUACCUCGCGGCACUCGUGGCCAGCUUCUUCGCCUCUGCCACAUGCUCUAAGCUCGGCAGGAAACCUACAAUGCAGUUAGCUUCUGUCUUCUUCUUGAUCGGCGUUGGCCUUGCCUCCGGAGCUGCUAACAUGUACAUGUUGAUCAUGGGCAGAAUCUUGCUCGGCUUUGGCGUUGGCUUUGGUAAUCAGGCCGUACCGCUUUUCUUAUCAGAGAUAGCUCCAGCUAGGCUUCGUGGAGGUCUCAACAUUGUGUUCCAACUAAUGAUUACAAUAGGAAUCCUUAUCGCCAGCGUAGUCAACUACUUCACCUCUUCUAUUCACCCUUACGGAUGGCGACUGGCCCUCGGUGGCGCGGGGAUUCCUGCCCUCAUCCUCCUCUUCGGAUCACUUCUCAUCUGCGAAACACCGACGAGUCUCAUCGAGCGGAACAAGACCGAGGAAGGCAAGGCAACGCUCAAGAAGAUCAGAGGCGUCGAAGAUGUUGAUGAGGAGUAUCAAUCACUCGUCCAAGCUUGUGAGUUCGCGAGGCAAGUCAAGGACCCUUACAGGAGGCUGAUGAAGCCCGAGAGCCGACCGCCUCUUGUCAUCGGAUUGUUGCUCCAGCUGUUCCAACAGUUCACUGGAAUCAAUGCCAUCAUGUUUUAUGCCCCGGUUUUGUUUCAGACCGUAGGGUUUGGAAAUAAUGCAGCUUUGCUUUCGGCCGUUAUUACAGGAUCUGUCAAUGUUGUCAGCACUUUGGUAGGGAUUUUGUUAGUCGACAGAACCGGUCGGAGAUUUCUCUUGCUCCAGGCUGCAGUCCAAAUGCUCAGUUGCCAGUUGGUCAUUGGAAUCAUUCUAGCCAAGGACCUAGGCGUGAAGGGUACUUUAGGUAAGACAGAAGCCAUGAUAGUGGUCAUCUUGGUGUGCGUUUACGUGAUGGGUUUCGCUUGGUCAUGGGGGCCAUUAGGAUGGCUGAUCCCUAGCGAGACCUUUCCCUUGGAGACACGAACCGAAGGGUACGCAUUGGCAGUGUCGUGCAACAUGUUCUUCACGUUCGUGAUCGCUCAGGCCUUCCUAUCAAUGCUUUGUGCGAUGAAGUCAGGGAUUUUCUUCUUCUUCAGUGCUUGGAUCGUUGUGAUGGGACUCUUUGCUUUGUUCUUCGUGCCAGAGACUAAAGGUGUCUCGAUUGAUGACAUUAAGGAUAGUGUUUGGAAGCGGCAUUGGUACUGGAAGAGGUUUAUGCUUAGAGGAGCAUGAUGUGAAGAAAAGAACAGCUUAAGCUUUUUGAUCAAUCAAACUUAAUUUAUAUCUUUUUUGCUUUUCAAAUGGAUAACAAUGUACACUGAACUAAGAAACAAAAUUUGUUGAUUCUUGUUUUAUACUUGAUUGAUAUGCUUUUCAUGUUUGGUAUCUUUAAUGAAAACUCCAUGACUCUAAUUUUAUGUGUGUUAACUUGUUAGCCACAUGAUGCGAGAAAAGUAUAGUGUUCAUAUAACAGAUGAGACUGUUACCUUAUUAUCAACGACUUAGAUGUCAUUCCAUGCAUUUUAAAAAAAAAAAAAAUUGUGAGAAAACGGUCAUUUUAUACCCAACGAUAUGUUCGAUUCAUAUUCAUCUUAUAUGACUGUGCAAAAUUAUUAUUUAAUAGCUGACGUGGUAUCUUCGUCAACAAAAUUAUUCAUUUUAUAAUAAUCAUAUAAUUUUGCUGCCAUAUCAAAGCAUUUACGAAUAUAUCUCUUAUACAAGAUUAAAUUUUUAUUAUUUAAUUAAUUUUUUAAAUUUUACUAAGUAAUAAAAAUUUAUAAACGCUUACAUUUAAAAAAAAUAUUUUAUAAAAUAACUAUUUUGAUUUAUUUUUAUUUUUAAAAUUAUUGUGCAAGUGUCAUUUUCAUCAGCUAAAAUAGUUGGUGUAACAUCCAAGUCAGUAAAAUUAGAUGAUGUAGCAUCUGAUGUGGCGAAUAAUAUAUGUUUUCGCUUAAAAAAACAAAAUGUAUGUAACUUGAAUUUUUUAAAAGUAUAGAUAUGUUUUUUGCACGGUCAUAUAAGCCGAGUAAGAAUUGAACAUAUCAAGAUAUGUUAGAUAUGAAUUAGCCGCUUUCCCUUAAAAUACUAGAAGGAUGAUUAAAAAUGUUUUGUUUAUAUUUUGGUGGAAUUAAUGGAAUGAAUUCAUCCCAUUCCAUUCAAGAUGAAUGGUUUAUUUCACAUUAUUUCAUUUCAAAAAAUUAUAAUUGAAGUAUUGAGUUUGCAUAAAUAGUAUUCUCAGAAUGGUUUUAGAUGGGGUGCUAGAAAUUUUUUA